AACUGUGAAACCGCCCAGGAAGUUUGCGACUAGAAUUGAAAGCGCAUGUUCGGUUUGAGCUGAGAGCUGAAGAACAGAAGCUGAGAAUUCAGACGAAAGACAAAUAGUUUCCACAUUUUGAUCUGCAGGUGUGUUAAACAUUAGAGGAAGUUCAAAUUCACCAAGUCAACAUGGCCAAUCAACAGUUUAAACCAAAACCUGGAGAUUUGAUUGAAAUACCUCGAAAGGGUGGGUAUAAAGACUGGGCCCUCUACAUGGGAGAUGGAGACGUCGUGCAUUUAACUUCAGAUGGUGCAAGUCGAGAUACGAGUACUCGAUUCUCUAGGUCGGAAGGGAUUGGUGUGAUUAAGAGGGAGCCUCUCGAUGAGGUGGUUGGCAAUAAUUCCUGGAAAGUCAACAAUGGAUCAGAUGGAAUGUGGAAUCCAUUUCCCGUUGACAAGAUAAUAAAAAAGGUUAAUGAAAUGAUUGGAUGCAGAGUGCGUUACAAAGUACUAAGUGCAAACUGUGAACACUUUGUUAAUUCACUUCGGUAUGGUAUAGAUAUAUCAUUUCAGGUAAGUACAGUAUAUAACGUGGACAUAAAGUCAUUGUUCUUUGACGGGCCUGAGAUUACUUUGGGGUCUGGUCCUCCAGCAAAUUAUUGUCCCUCCAAAUGCAUGGGACAUGAUGGUACACUAAUGUUAUAUGUAUCCAACGCCUCUACUUCCUUAGAAGUUUGGCAUGUCCCCUACAACUCUCACCAACUUCUAUAGAUGCACCAUAGAAAGUAUUUUACCAGGAUGCAUCACAUCUUGGUUUGGGAACAGUUCCAUCCAAGACCGCAAGAAAUUACAGUAAAUUGUAGAUGCACCCCAGACCAUCAGACAAACCAACCUCCCUUCUAUUGACUCAUACCUCAUGCUGCCUCGGCAAGGCCACCAGCAUAAUCACAGACGAGUCGCACCCUGGCAACUCCCUCUUCUCCCCUCUCCCAUUAGGCAAGAGGUAUAGAAGUGUGAAAAUACACAUCUCCAGAUUCUGUCUGAAGAAGGGUUUCGACCCGAAACUUACCUAUUUCCUUCGCUCAAUAGAUGCUGCCUCACCCGCUGAGUUUCUCCAGCAUUUUUAUCAAUCUACAGAUUCAGGGCCAGUUUCUACCCAGUUUGAAUACUUUUAAUCUCAGCUUUGGUCACUGAGCAGAUGCUGGUUAUCGAUGCUCAUGUCUCCAUCAGUCAGAAAAUGUCUGAGCUCAACAACCUACACCCAGAGCCGUGGGAGACUGUGGUCUGCUGACAGUGGGCCGUACACGAUGUGUGUU
Molecule: messenger RNA, 1297 nt
Organism: Leucoraja erinaceus (little skate)
Lineage: Eukaryota; Metazoa; Chordata; Chondrichthyes; Rajiformes; Rajidae
Product: phospholipase A and acyltransferase 3-like
Exons: 3
Coding region: 171-752 (193 amino acids)
Biological process (GO): N-acylphosphatidylethanolamine metabolic process
Cellular component (GO): cytoplasm
Molecular function (GO): A2-type glycerophospholipase activity; glycerophospholipid phospholipase A1 activity
Source: RefSeq, a predicted model, not a curated record